AUGAAGGUCCCAGAGCCCGUCCGGGUGUUGUUCGAAAACUUCCCAAUUGUAACGUAUCCUCCAGUUGCCAAUGAGGUCGAAAGUGCAACCAAUCUCGAGAGAUCACGCCAAUAUUUCUUUCAGGGAGCUGCGGCCACGGACUCGCUGUUUGCCUUAGGUUGUUUCGGUGUGAGUAAAAUCAAAGGACGAUAUAUCCCCACGGAUCCGUUAUCAUUGGGUUAUGCCAUGAUUCUCGCUAGCAGAAACAAAUACAAACUCCCCAUCACUGCCGAUUCAAGCGACAAUGGCAGUUCGUUGAUGGUUCUUUCAUAUCACAGUGCCCCGACUAACCAGCUCCCUAUGCUUAUCGAAGAUCAGGUGCAAAAUGAAGUGCCUGUAAGACUUGUCAAAACGACUAAAGCUUUACGUAAAGCUGUCACAAAAUCGUUGGAGCCUAAGUUGAUCACCGUGGCCGACUUAAUCGACUCGUACUAUGAUUUAUGGCUCUUGGCGGUGGCGAUUGAGCAAACGAAUUUUAACAAAACCUUCUCCAUUGAUUCUGAAUGUAAAGCCACGGAAACUUUUGAGAGACGUGACAUUUACAGUACCUUAUAUGAGUGGAAUGGUUUUAAACAACGUCAUCCCACUUUAUUCACCACAUCACACAAGUUAACCGAAGCAACUAAGGACUACUUCACUGGGACUAACGAGCUGGCAUUGAAAGCUUACUACGAGCUAAUUCUAGAGCAAUAUCUGAGGGAUUUAGCCUUAUUCGAGAGCGAGCUUUCGCUGAUACAGAACAAUUUGAUACUAGAGCUGAAGCUUGCAAGUCUCAUAAUCAUUUUUGAUGAAUUGUUGAGCGAGUCCAAGCCAGCCGCCAUUCAACGGGAUCACCCCGCUUUGAUCGAAUGGGCUUCUACCGUUCUUGACAAAUACUGA
This is a messenger RNA of Diutina rugosa, 918 nucleotides long. It is a transcript of the gene SAM35, whose product is annotated as SAM complex subunit. The record is from RefSeq and is a predicted model, not a curated record. Bases 1 to 918 code for a protein of 305 amino acids. The transcript has a single exon. NCBI's taxonomy places the organism in Eukaryota, Fungi, Ascomycota, Pichiomycetes, Serinales, Debaryomycetaceae.